UCCGCAACCCAGCAACCGACCGAGCCAGUCGAUCCUACCGCUCAGCACGGCAUCACUGCCCCGACAGGCCGGCACACGCUUGAAUAUUAUACGUGUAUUCCGUGUUCUGUAUAUUGACUUUAAACGAUCCAGUAUAUACAAUUGUACAGUUUCGUGUGGUUUGUCUAUUGGAGUAUUGACGACAAUCCCACAGUUUAUUUAUGGAUCCUGUCAGUACUUUAGACUGUAUGACCCCUUUGAAAGGAUGUGGUGGGUCAAUGUUAUGGCCGUCAUGGCCGAAUUUGAAUUGCUGCAAGGGAAUUUGCAUGGAGCGGCCGAAGAAAAUCACGACAAAUCUCUGGACAGUUGACGUUCCAGAGGAGACUUGAUCUAGACACCUUACAAAUAUAAGUUCAGUGUGUUAGCACUUGAACUAACUGGCUUCUUGCCUAAUCCAAAAAAAGAUGAUAAUAUUUCUUAAGAAAAGCCAAGUUACUGUGUUGUGUAAUUUAGAAACAUCCUGCAGGUCAGUUUUCAAUCUACAUAUUUGUAUCAUCUCAGGAGGUUAUGGCAUGUAAGGUUUUAAUGAAAUGGGUUGUAACUUCACACACCCUGAUGUUGUUAUCUUUAGGUUAUGUGACAUUAGAUGAGGUUAAGUUAGUGUUCAUCAAGUUAUUGCUUUCUCUCUCCAUAUACAUGAUUGGAAUGGCUCUAUGGCACCCUCAGACUCAAUUGGAUACUGUGGGCUUUUGCCUGGAAGAAAGAUAACUGGAGCAUGGUGCUCACAAUUUGCCUCCAUCUAGUGUAGUUUUCUCAGUGCUUUAUUUUACAGCACACUCAGCAUACAGACUGUGUAGUGUCAAAUGGUAGGAUGAUUGAUUAAUUGAAAAGGGUUAAGAAGGAAGAUGAUGACUAAUCAAGUACUAUCCUGUUAUUUAAAUUAGUGGCUGAGAGAAGCCAUGAAAAUUCUGUUAGGGUGGCCAGUGUCCUAGUUGAGAUUUGAACUCAGCACCUCAUGAAUACAAGCCUAAAACUUUACUGUUACACCACCUACUCAGUGUCUAGUUUAGCACAGAGGUUAGGAAUUCUAAGAACUUACCUUCAUACCCAGUAUAUGCACUCAUAUUGAGUGCAGGAACUACUUUAUGGACACUUUCAAAUGUCUCUGUAAUGCAACCUGUUCUAUUUUUAGUGAGACAUGGCACCACAGGAGAAGACAGAAGUGCAAGCUGUUCCAGAUUCUGUUCAGGCAGGGAUACAACUAGCGCACCCUCCCCCUGGGGAAGAGAUUGUCAUCUCAGGUGUGGCCGGGUACUUUCCUGAGUCAGAGAAUAUGUAUGACCUACGGGACAAUCUCAUGAACAAAGUGGACAUGGUAACAGAUGAUGAUCGGCGUUGGAAGCUGGAUCACCCAGAAAUACCGCAGAGGACAGGUAAGCUGUUGAAUGUGAGCAAGUUUGAUGCAUCAUUCUUCGGUGUCCACUUCAAGCAGGCGCAUACCAUGGAUCCAAUGUGUCGUAUGCUGCUGGAGAGAACCUUUGAGGCUGUUGUUGAUGCAGGUAUCAACCCUCGUCACUUAAAGGGACAGAGAAUUGGGGUUUUCAUCGGUGCAUGUUUCAGCGAGUCAGAGAAGACUUGGUUCUAUGAGAAGCUACAAGUGAAUGGAUUUGGUAUCACAGGUUGCAGUCGAGCCAUGCUUGCAAACCGCAUCUCAUACUGGCUUGGCAUCAAUGGGCCCAGCUAUACAGUUGAUUCGGCCUGUUCCUCCAGUUUGUAUGCUCUGGAGCAUGCUUAUAAAUCCAUCCGUGAUGGGCACUGUCAGGCUGCCAUUGUAGGCGGCUGUAAUCUCUGUCUGCAUCCAUAUGUCUCUCUCCAGUUCUCACGUCUCGGUGUGCUGAGCCCACAAGGCAUGUGCAAGUCAUUUGACAGGGAUGCCAAUGGUUACACGAGGAGCGAGGGCGUCUGUGUCAUUUUUCUGCAGAAGGCUUGUGAUGCAAAGCGUGUGUAUGCAACAGUGGUUCAUGCCAAGAGCAACUGUGAUGGAUACAAAGAACAGGGCAUCACAUACCCAUCAGGACAAAUGCAGAAGGCACUAUUAGAAGAAUUCUAUAAUGAGUGUGCCAUCAGUCCCACAGUACUGGGAUAUAUUGAGGCACAUGGCACUGGUACCAAGGUUGGGGAUCCUGAAGAACUGAAUGCUUUGGACCAAGUCUUCUGUAAAGGAAGAAAGACACCACUACUCAUAGGGUCAGUCAAAUCAAAUCUUGGGCAUUCUGAACCAGCAUCUGGGCUGUGUUCCGUUGCUAAGGUUCUCAUCGCCAUGGAGACUGGUAUCAUUCCUCCCAACCUACACUACAACAACCCCCGAGAGGGAGUGGAAGCACUUACAGAAGGACGAUUGAAGGUGGUAACAGAGAAAUGUCCUUUGAAUAGCAGUCUUGUGGGUAUCAAUUCUUUUGGGUUUGGAGGAGCCAACGCCCACAUUUUGCUACAAUGGAAUCAAAAGACGAAAAUAAAUGGUGGUGCCCCUUCUGACACGAUUCCACGGCUUGUUGUUGCAUCUGGUCGUACACAAGAGGCAGUCAAUGUCAUCCUCAAGGAUUUUGAGAGUCGAUCGGUAGACGCAGAGUAUGUGUCUUUGAUGCAUAAUCUCCAGUCAUCAGAAAUUCCUGGCCAUAUCUACCGUGGUUACACACUUCUCACACAGGAUGGCAGAAAGCUAAGAAGUAUUCAGUAUUACCCAGGAAGCAAGCGGCCAGUCUGGUUUGUCUUCACUGGAAUGGGGUCCCAGUGGCCAGGCAUGGGAAGAGCUCUUCUCAACAUCCCAAUUUUUGCAGCAGCCAUUGAAAAAUGCCAGAAAGCGUUGAAACCUCAUGGCGUGGAUCUAUUCAACAUCAUCACAACUGAAGACCCCAGUAUCUUUGAUAACAUUCUUAAUUGCUUUGUGGGCAUAGCAGCCUGUCAGGUGGGUUUGGUGGAUAUACUGAAGGCAGUUGGAAUUGAGGCAGAUGGAAUUGUGGGACACUCAGUGGGGGAGUUGGGCUGUAGCUACAUGGAUGGCUGUUUUACGGCUGAGCAGAUGGUUCUGGCAGCAUAUUAUCGCGGCCGUGCAUCCCUUGAGACGAAGCUUAUCCAUGGCUUGAUGGCUGCAGUUGCUCUAGGGGCUCAAGAGGCUAAGCAGUUGUGUCCUCCAGACAUUGAAGUUGCAUGCCACAAUGGACCAAACUUCUGUACGCUGUCAGGACCAACAGACUCUAUGAAGAAUUUUGUGAAGAUGCUGCAGCAGCAGCAUGGGGUGUUUGCCAAGGAGGUGAACUGUGCAAACAUCGCAUACCACAGCAAAUACAUAGCAUCGGCAGGACCAGCCCUGCUCAAAUACCUCAGGGAGCUAAUCCCCAAUCCAAAGCCCAGGUCUGCCCGCUGGGUGAGCUCUUCAGUGCCACAGAGUUUGUGGAACACACCACUGGCAACGCACUCUUCGGCUGAGUAUCACACCAAUAACCUGCUAAGUACAGUUCUCUUUGAGGAAGCUUCAAAACAUAUCCCAGCCAACGCCAUCACCAUAGAGAUUGCUCCACAUGGACUCCUGCAGGCCAUCCUCCACCGGUCCCUCAACAAGGCCACCACAAACAUUGCCCUCACACAGAGAGGCCACUCUGACUGCAGUGAACUGCUCCUCACUGCUCUGGGCAGGCUAUAUGAGCUGGGUUUACAGCCACAGCUGGCAAACUUGUAUCCAACAGUACAAUACCCUGUGAGUAGAGGAACACCAAUGAUCUCCCCACUGAUCCGGUGGGAGCACUCUGAAGACUGGUAUGUCACAUCAUACAGGAUGCAGGAGAAAAUGAAGUCUGGUGAACGAUCUGUUGUGAUCACUUUAGAUGAUGAGGAGAUGGAGUACUUGUCUGGGCAUGUAAUUGAUGGCAGAAAUCUCUUCCCUGCAAUGGGCUACCUUGCCCUUGUCUGGGAGUCAGUUGGGCUGAUGGCUGGACAGCUGUACACCGAAGUAUCUGUUGUAUUUAAGAACGUGCAAUUUCACAGAGCUACCAACAUACCUAAGGAAGGAAGCAUUGAGUUUAUUGUUAUGGUACAGAAAGGAAGCGGCAAGUUUGAAGUGGUGGAGGGCAGCACAGCUAUUGUUAGUGGUUCAGUUCACCUGCCAGAGAACAUCUCUCGGGAAAUUGCACCUAUGGAGCCUCCUAAGCCAGUGCAUUGUGAUGAGCUGCUUGAACUUACAUCACAAGACAUCUACAAGGAACUGCGGCUGCAUGGCUAUAACUACCAGGGAUAUUUCCAUAGCCUUCUCUCUGCAGAUAACCUUUGCCGAACAGGAAAAAUUCAUUGGCGCAACAACUGGGUGGCAUUUAUGGACAAUAUGCUUCAGCUAGAUUUGCUUUCACAAGACACACGAAGUUUGUUUGUUCCAACCUCGCUUGAGAAGCUCACGAUAAACACUAAGCAACACGUUGCCAUUGUCCAGGCUCUGGCUGCUGAGAGCGAGGAAGUUGUGAUCCCAGUGCAUGUAUACAAGGAAGUGGGCAUCAUCCAGUCUGGAGGUAUAGAAGUGCGAGGACUUAAAGCAAGUGCCAUAGCCCGGCGCAGGCCUCUGGGAGUCCCUGUGCUUGAAAAAUAUAUGUUUGUGCCCAAUGUGGAACCGCCAAGCCUGGACUUGCACACCGCAUUACGAAUGUGCAUACAUAUUAUUCUGGAGAAUCAAAUAAGCAACCACGUGAAGGCAGUAGAACUGCCUCAUCAUGAUAGGAUGCCUCUCUCACCCACAUUGGCUCUCAUUCUUGGAGACCUUCCACUUAUUCAGGCAGACAUAACAAUUCUCACAAACCAAGACAACCCACUGGUAGCAGACUUGGAUAUGACUGGAAUCAAGGUUGAAGACAGGAAGCUUCUUGGAGAACAGAAUUGCAUGCUUGUCAUUGCCUGCAAUGUCUUGCACCACACUAAGCUACAGCAGACUGCAGUUAGUGCCCUGGCUGAUGGGGCCUGCAUCUUAACCCGUGAGAACCCUGACACAAAGUAUAUGGGUAACAGUCGCUUUGGAUUUGAGGUUGUAUUCGAGAAGACUCUGGGAGAUGAAAAAUUUGUCUUGCUAAAAAAGGGAGUGGUAGUGAGUAAUCCAGUUGUCAUCCACGUAAGCGCCCAAAACUAUGACUGGUUGCCACAAAUACAGGCCGUUAUUGAUAGCAGUUCUAAACGUCGCAUCAUAUUGGUUGCUCAGAAUGAACCACUAAAUGGCAUCCUCGGUCUUGUUAAUUGCAUCCGCAAGGAGCCAGGAGGCGAGCCCGUAAGGUGCUUUUUCAUUCUGGAUGAAUCAGCUCCACCAUUUGAUUUAGAUGUGCCCCUAUAUUACCAGCAGCUAAACAAAGAUCUGGUGAUAAAUGUGUACAGCAAUGGACAGUGGGGAUCAUACCGGCACCUCCCACUUGACAGCUUCAGCACUGUGAGUGUACCACAUGCCUUUGUGAAUGUCACUACUCGAGGAGAUCUAUCCAGCUUGAAAUGGAUAGAGGGAAGUUUACGGCCAGACAGUGACCCAUCAAGGCUCGUGCACGUUUAUUACUCUGCCCUCAACUUCCGAGAUGUGAUGACAGCAACCGGCAAACUGGGAUAUGAAGUCUUUACCAAGAGUCGACUGAACCAGCAUUGUCUUCAGGGCCUUGAAUUCUCUGGGCGUAACACGAAGGGGCAACGUGUCUUUGGCAUGGGUAAUUAUGGGUCUAUGAGCACAAUGGUGAUGGCGGACAAUGAUCUUCUCUGGACUGUACCCGAACACUGGACACUAGAGGAUGCAGCCACUGUACCAGUUGUGUAUGGAACGGUUUACUAUGGUUUGGUAUUGAAUGGGCAUAUGAAGAAAGGGGAGUCAGUGCUGAUACAUGCAGGCAGUGGGGGAGUAGGUCAGGCAGCAAUCAACAUCUGUCUGCAUGCAGGUUGCACAGUGUUCACCACUGUUGGAACGGAAGAAAAACGGGAAUUCAUCAAGAAACAGUUCCCACAGCUGACAGACCACAAUAUUGGAAACUCCCGAGACACCUCUUUUGAGCAGCUUAUUAUGCUAGAGACAAAUGGAAGAGGGGUUGAUCUUGUUCUUAACUCCCUGUCUGAUGAAAAGCUGCAGGCUUCUCUACGCUGCCUUGCCAUUGGAGGACGAUUUCUAGAGAUUGGAAAAGCUGAUCUUGUCAACAACAAACAACUUGGUAUGGAGAUAUUCCUGAAGGAGACAAGUUUCCACGGUGUCAUGCUGGACUUUUUGUUCUCUGCAUCUUCUGAAAAGAAGAAAGUUCUGUGCGAUCUCAUUGUUGAAGGCAUUAAGUCAGGGGCUGUGAAACCACUGGUCAGGAAUGUGUUCGCUGAAGAUGAAGUAGAACAGGCAUUCAGAUACAUGGCAGCAGGGAAGCAUAUAGGCAAGGUGUUACUGAAAAUUCGACAAGAAGAGGACAAGAAGCUGGUUGUGCCUUCACCACGGUUUAUUCAGGCAUCCCCACAAUACUACUGCAGCCCAGCAUACACUUAUAUCAUUGCUGGUGGAUUGGGUGGCUUUGGUUUGGAGCUGGCUGACUGGCUUGUGUUGCGAGGAGCUCGCAAACUGGUGCUGACAUCUCGCUAUGGUCUGAAGACUGGGUACCAAAGUUUACGUGUGAGAAUAUGGCGCAGCUAUGGUGUGACAGUAGUUAUCUCUGUGGCUGACAUCACUACUAGAAAUGGUGUUGUAGUUCUGCUGUCAGAUGCAAACAAACUGGGUCCUGUAGAUGCUAUAUUCAACCUGGCUGUGGUACUACGAGACGCUCUUCUGGCAAACCAAAGUGAGGCUGAUUUUGCUGCUUCUGCAGGGCCAAAGGCACAUGCAACUUGGUACUUGGAUGAGCUGUCUCGCCAGAUGUGCCCACAGCUGCGUCACUUUGUAGUGUUCUCCAGUGUAUCAUGUGGGCGUGGCAAUGCAGGACAAACGAACUAUGGCAUGAGCAAUUCUAUCAUGGAGCGUAUCUGUGAGGCCAGAGUCAGAGAUGGGUUGCCAGGUCUUGCUAUUCAGUGGGGAGCCGUUGGAGAUGUGGGGCUCGUGGCAGAUAUGCAAGAGGAUGACGUAGAAGUAGUGAUAGGAGGCACACUUCAACAGAAGAUAUCAUCUUGUCUUGAGGAGCUGAACUUUUUCAUGAAGCAGCCAUAUCCUGUUGUGGCAAGCAUGGUUGUGGCAGAGAAACACAGAGGAAGUGGUGAUUCUGAUAACAUUGUUGACUGUGUGAGCAAUAUUAUAGGUAUUCGUGAUCUGAAGACUGUGAGUCAGCAUUCCACGUUGGCAGAACUGGGAAUGGAUUCCAUGAUGGCUGUUGAGAUCAAACAGUCCCUUGAACGAGAGUUUGAGGUGUUCCUCACAGCACAGGAGAUUCGCAGCCUGACAUUUGCACGCCUGGAGGAACUGUCUGCUGCAAGGCAAGGGAAUGAGACCACCUCAGAAGAACAGACAACAGAAGCCACAGCUCGUGUUAGUGGAGUGCCACUCGAAGGACUGGAAUUACUUGUCCGAGUAAUAGGGGAUGAGGUGACAGCAGCACAGCCCGUUCUACGCCUCCCAUCAGCAACUGGGGCGGGAGAAGAUGUAGAAGAUACAACAAAGGCUGGACCAAUACUCUUCAUGAUUCCUGGUGUGGAAGGCAUGGGAAGCAUACUGGAACCUCUUGCCAAGAACCUCAAGUACCAAGUGCUGUGCCUACAGCUGGGCUACAGCAAUGUGGCAGACACUGCCCAGGACAUGGCACAAGCUCUGCUCCCGCACAUACAGAGCAGACUAGCUCCACAUGCCUCAUUCAGCCUGCUGGGGUACUCAUUUGGUGGCAUGGUAGCAAUGGAACUUGCAAUGGCGCUAGAAGCAGAGGGUCGGGAAGGACACCUCUAUCUAGUGGACAGCUCACCCGACUUCCUGCAGUCUGUCCAGGAGCGCUCCAUCGGCAACAAUGAGGAUCAGUUUGAGAUAAAUCUCAUGUGUUUAAUGUUCAACCUUUUGGCACCACAUGAGGCCACACCAGCUGCUGUCAGUCAGCUGGUUGAGAAGAUCAAACCUCUGAAGAGCUGGGAUGAGAGGCUGGAACACUUCAUCAGGAUGCUUCCAAAGACAGACCACAGUGUGCAACACCUUAAGGCUGUUGGUACUGCUAGCUACAUACGUCUAAAGGCCAUGUCAAACUACAAGUGGGGCCACAAGACAACUAUCAAGUCACCUACUACCUUACUGAGAUCAACUCUAAUGGCUCUUAAAACAGAGGAAGAUUAUGGGCUAUCAAAGUACUGUGACAAGAAUGUAGAAGUGCACUUUGUGGUAGGGAACCAUGUCACACUGCUGGAUAACAAACACUCUGCCACCAUUAUCAAUCGACAGGCAGUGGAUAAUGAAGCCACUACAUUCAAGAACACCAUUAUGGCUGAAGACAGCAAGUGAAGCAAGGAACACGGAAUAAAAUAAUUUGUAUCCACAAUAUUCUGUCUUGUCAAAACUUCUCAACUAGUUUAUUUAAUGUCUAAAGUAUUUACUGUGUGACUACUACUGAUGAGGCAUCUCGCCAAAAAGUGUUGACAUUGAAUUAUCCAUGACUUCAGCAGUCCUGGCAGAGAUUUUACAGUCAUUCCUGGAAAAUACCUUGAAAUGAGCCAUGUAUGCGUCCUUCCCAAUUCCAAUUCAUGACUGAGGACUGUACCCAAUAACCUCAUGGAGAACUUUUAGACUGAAUAGAACACCACCAGAAAUGUUUGAGAGAGGUCAGUGUUGCCUCUAUUGACCCUCCAAUCCUGACAUAUAUGACUGCUAUGUCAUCUGCUUGUUGGCAGAACAGAUAAAAAUGUAUUCCUGUAUUAGGGAAAAAAUAUUAACGUUUCUUAUCUGAAGACUACAGAGCAAUUUCAGUUACUGAUUUAUCCCGCUGGUUGGAAAUUCUAAAAGACAGAAGAUCUUUCUCACUUUCGCAUGCAUAAGGUCUUUGUAGACUGGCACUGGACUGAAAGGAUUAACAUAUUUCCUGGGGUUUAAACUCCAUUCUUUGUAGUGAAAAAUGCUGCCUAAAAUUUGGUUACAUCUAAUACUCCGAUGUGCUACUAGUCUUAUUGUACUGUUGAAAGGAGUAGGUAUCUUACAGACCUCUCUUCUAUUACUGAUGCUCAGCCACUUGGAAGUUUCUGUAGGACAAUCUGUGUUUAGAAGGAUUCAUUUAUUCAUUGUUCUUUUCUGUGAAAUAUCUGAUAAAUAGCUUUUGCCAUGCCAUAUCUCCCGUUAUCUGUAUCAUCAUCAUCAUGUCAAUAUUUCUGUCAGGUUGUGUUGUAACAAAGCCACAUAUGUACACAUUUGUCGAAGUAGACACAUAUAUGGAUCAUGCUGACCUCACCCAAUGUAUUUUCAUACCUUAUAACCUCUAUUAUGCAGGAUCAGGGAUUUAAGUCCCAUAGUACUACAGUGGUGGUGGUGGCCAGAUUAUAACUUUGAGGUUAAUCAUAGCAGUGCAAUGUGUAGGCUAUAAAUGUUAAAAAGAUUGUUUUUUCCUCUCCCUUAUGGGUGUAAUAGUUUCACUGUAUGCAAGUGUGCUGUGGAUUACAGAUGGAACUGUUCCACCAAAUGUAUACCAUGCUACAACACUAAUUAAUUGUAAGACGAGUAUAAUGGUGAAUGAAGUUCACAUACUACUCUACUGUCUCAAAGACCCUGUGAUGCAUGCUCUUGAAUAGCCAUGACCUGUUAAGGCUAUUUUGUAUCUUGAGUAACUGGUCAGCAUCUUGGCACCUGUUUUCAAAAAUGAAGAAUGUAAACAGAGAUUGUCCUUCUGUGUGCAAUGGUUAUGAAGAGUUGUCUCCUGGGACAUAAACCAUGCAGUCUGUUGAAAAUCAGCCUCUCAGAUGAUAGAACUUUUCAAAUCACUAGUGGCUUAAUUUAACUUAUAAAUAAACACGUUCUAGUAAAAUACACAAAAAAGUAACCAAAUUAUAUUGUGAUACCAAUUUAAUGUGCUCCAAGAAAAAAUGUAUACAAUUUUUAAUAAAUUAAAUUAUUAUUAUUA
Molecule: messenger RNA, 10028 nt
Organism: Cryptotermes secundus
Lineage: Eukaryota; Metazoa; Arthropoda; Insecta; Blattodea; Kalotermitidae
Product: fatty acid synthase
Exons: 35
Coding region: 1178-8425 (2415 amino acids)
Biological process (GO): fatty acid biosynthetic process
Molecular function (GO): phosphopantetheine binding; 3-oxoacyl-[acyl-carrier-protein] synthase activity; oxidoreductase activity
Source: RefSeq, a predicted model, not a curated record